Molecule: messenger RNA, 4560 nt
Organism: Nerophis ophidion (straightnose pipefish)
Lineage: Eukaryota; Metazoa; Chordata; Actinopteri; Syngnathiformes; Syngnathidae
Gene: stc2a
Product: stanniocalcin 2a
Exons: 4
Coding region: 163-1017 (284 amino acids)
Biological process (GO): intracellular calcium ion homeostasis
Cellular component (GO): extracellular region
Molecular function (GO): hormone activity
Source: RefSeq, a predicted model, not a curated record
CCAAAUUGACACCCGGGACUCAGAGCAAUAUAGGCAGCAUCCACGGCGCCGCAUGCAGUUACUUCCACACCGGGCCGCAUCCAAGCGGUUCCCCGCUCCAAGGUGAAGCUCCACGCUGCAUCCGCACGUUACACGCACGCACACCCCACGGGCGCAGACGCGAUGUUGUUUAAAGUGGUCGUGGCGCUGCUGGUUCUAUCCCUACUGGAGCAAGUCAUGGGCUCGGAUAAUAUCGACAUUUACGACACUCCGCCGGAGAAGCCCGUCAUCCAUAAAGGACGCCUGUCCCUGCAGAACACGGCCGAGAUCCAGCACUGCCUGGUGAGCGCAGGAGACGUCGGCUGCGGCGUGUUCGAGUGCUUCGAGAACAAUUCCUGCGAGAUACGAGGGCUGCAGGAGAUCUGCAUGACGUUCCUGCAUAACGCUGGCAAAUUUGACUCGCAGGGGAAAUCCUUCAUCAAAGACGCUCUGAAAUGUAUGGCCCAUGGGCUUCGACAUAAGUUCAGCUGCAUCAGUAGGAAGUGUGUGUCCAUUAAGGAGAUGGUGUUCCAGCUGCAGAGAGAGUGUUAUGUUAAACACAACCUUUGCUCAGCUGCAAAGGAGAAUGUGGGUGUCAUGGUGGAGAUGAUCCAUUUCCAAGAUCUUUUCCCUAAAGGUCCUUAUGUGGAGCUAGUGAAUAUUCUGCUGGGCUGCGGAGAGGAAGUGAAGGAGGCAUUAACCCGCAGCGUCCGGCUCCAGUGCGAGCAGAACUGGGGAGCUUUGUGCGACAGCCUCAGCCUCUGCUCCUCACUGACGCCGCCCCCGCCCAGUGCCGCCGCCGCCGAACAGCGCCGCUCUUUGCUCCCGCACCCACCUCAGCCGGAGCACGCACGCCCCCCGCGGCACGGGGACAAGGGCGGCAAGGUGGCUUUCCACGCCCACCAGCGCGGCCGCAACCACGGGUCGCGGCGCCAGGGUGCAGCAGAUGCAGUGGCGGCUGAGCAGGAAGACCCCCAGGUCACCGACAUCCGGAGGUGAAAAUGCAGGAGAUUACAACACUGAUAACCCCGACACCUUUUGAAAAGCACACUUGUAGACUAAUGGACAUUUUCACAUGAUCACACACACACACAGCAGAAGGCACCAAACCUCUUUCCUGGGCUCUUUUCACCCUUUCCAGUCAUUCCAGCAGUCCUACAUGGUGAACUUGCAGGGUAAUUGUGGCAUAGCAUGUGCAGUCUUGUCACGCCUGACUGUAGGCCUCUUUCUACAUGAAUAGUGAUUGUUAUCAUUAUUAAGACUAUUUUGACUCUAAUAUUUCUCUAAUCAUACUUACUGUAAGAUUUGACUAUAUUUGUAUUAUUUAUUACAUUCUUUAUAUCUGAAAUAUCAAAAUGUACAUAGAAAAAAAAACUAUAUUUAUAUGAACAUGUAUAAAUAUAGUUAAAAAAAACACAAUAGCGAUGGUAGUAUGUUUGUACUAGUAUAAGCCGUGCUGUUGUUGUCCUCACAGUAUUGCACCCAUCACUCGUUAUGUAGAUAUGUAACAUACACCAUUUGUCGUGUCCGAGUGCGAGUGUGUAUUGUAAUGUGUAGAUACUUGAUAGUGAAAUACAAAUUGUACAGGUCCGAAGUCCAGUUCUGGCACAUAAUAAUAACAAUAGCGUAUAAUAGCCAUGAUGCCACAACAGAUGUUAGUCGAAAAAUGAGCCCCUAAAGCAGUGGUUCUCAACCUUUUUUCAGUGAUGUACCCCCUGUGAACUUUUUUUUUUUUAAUUCAAGUACCCCCUAAUCGGAGCAAAGCAUAUUUGGUGGAAAAAAAAGAGAUAAAAAAGUAAAAUACAGCACUAUGUCAUCAGUUUAUGAUUUAUUAAAUUGUAUAACAGUGCAAAAUAUUGCUAAUAUGUAGUGGUCUUUCUUGAAUUAUUUGGGAAAAAAGAUAUAAAAAUAACUAAAACUUUUUGAAAAAUAAAUAAGCGAUUCAAUUAUAAAUAAAAAUUUCUACACAUAGAAGUAAUCAUCAACUUAAAGUGCCCUCUUUGGGGAUUGUAAUAGAGAUCCAUCUGAAUUCAUGAACUUAAUUCUAAACAUUUAUUCACAAAAUAAGAAAUCUUAAACAUCAAUAUUUAUGGAACAUGUCCACAAAAAAUCGAGCUGUCAACACUGAAUCUUGCAUUGUUGCAUUUUUUUUUCACAGUUUAUGAACUUACAUUCAUAUUUUGUUGAAGUAUUAUUCAAUAAAUACAUCUAUAAAGAAUUUUUGAAUGGUUGCUAUUUUUAGAAUAUUUAAAAAAAAAAAAAUCUCACGUACCCCUUGGCAUACCUUCAAGUACCCCCCAGGGGUACGCAAACCCCCAUUUGAGAACCACUGCCCUGAAGGAAUGACGUAUUAUGAAUUCACUCAAACUGCUAAUUGAUGGAGGAUAGUAUUGAAGGGUAAGCUAAACAGAAAUAGUUACUGUAUGUCUUUCUCUGAACCGGACAUAGAAGUUUCUAUGUGUACACACAAUGGGGUCUAAACUUAUUCUUUACAAAGAAUCAGUGAAUGUUCUGUUUUUAUGAGCCACAAACAAUCUUUGCUAAUGCACUUUGUUAGCUUUUUAUUUGGGACUGCUGAAAGUAAAGAGAGGAAAUCAUCCCCGACACAUAUUUUUUCUACAUUUGAGCAACCCCUCUCCUCUUUAUCCACUACUAAAUUCUGUGUGUGUGCUCAUUGCUCUAAGGGUUAGGUUGAGCUAUGUGGCCCUUUUUGGCUUGACAUACAGUCGGGUAAAAAAAAAAGUAUUUAGUCAGCCACCGAUUGUGCAAGUUCUCCCACUUAAAAUGAUGACAGAGGUCUGUAAUUUUCAUCAUAGGUACACUUCAACUGUGAGAGACAGAAUGUAAAAAAAAAAAUCCAGGAAUUCACAUUGUAGGAAUUUUAAAGAAUUUAUUUGUAAAUGAUGGUGGAAAAUAAGUAUUUGGUCAUCCAUUCAAAGCUCUCACUGAUGGAAGGAGGUUUUGGCUCAAAAUCUCACGAUACAUGGCCCCAUUCAUUCUUUCCUUAACACGGAUCAAUCGUCCUGUCCCCUUGGCAGAAAAACAGCCCCAAAGCAUGAUGUUUCCACCCCCAUGCUUCACAGUAGGUAUAGUGCUCUUGGGAUGCAACUCUGAAUUAUAUAUUUUAUUUUUUACAUUUUUAUAUAUAGCGCUUUUUUCUCUAGUGACUCAAAGCGCUUUACAUAGUGAAACCCAAUAUCUAAUUUUUACAUUUAAACCAGUGUGGGUGGCACUGGGAGCAGGUGGGUAAAGUGUCUUGCCCAAGGACACAACGGCAGUGACUAGGAUGGCUGAAGCGGGUAUCGAACCUGCAACCCUCAAGUUGCUGGCACAGCCGCUCUACCAACCGAGCUAUACCGCCAAGGAGUUGAGUUUAUACCAAAAUGGAUACAUGGAUGAUACAGCAGAGGAUUGGGAGAAUGUCAUGUGGUCAGAUGAAACCAAAAUAGAACUUUUUGGUACAAACUCAACUCGUCGUGUUUGGAGGAAGAAGAAUACUGAGUUGCAUCCCAAGAACACCACACCUACUGUGAAGCAUGGGGGUGGAAACAUCAUGCUUUGGGGCUGUUUUUCUGCUAAGCGGACAGGACGAUUGAUCCGUGUUAAGGAAAGAAUGAAUGGGGCCAUGUAUCGUGAGAUUUUGGGCCAAUCAGUGAGAGCUUUGAAUGGUUGACCAAAUACUUAUUUUCCACCAUAAUUUACAAAUAAAUUCUUUAAAAUUCCUACAAUGUGAAUUCCUGGAUUUUUUUUUUCACAUUCUGUCUCUCACAGUUGAAGUGUACCUAUGAUGAAAAUUACAGACCUCCAUCAUCAUUUUAAGUGGGAGAACUUGCACAAUCGGUGGCUGAUAAUUACUUUUUUGCACCACUGUAGAUCCUCCAUUGCACAUUUUUAAACUAGUUCCUCACCAAGGUUAAGGGAAGGCCUCUCUUUGUGUCUUUGAACUGCAGGCAAAGCAGCAAGGACCCAGGAACUGGGUUAAGCCCACAUAUGGGGUACUGUUAUUCUAAAUGUUAUAUUUACAGAGGCCACCAGAGAGUUCCUCUGGGCUUCAGCCAAGAGCCUGCAACACCAGGCCUGUGUAGGAAGAAGUAGAGAGACAGAUCUUAUUUUAUGGGAUUCUUCCUUCAGGUCAACACUUUAAGGCCAGUUAAAUGCUUACGUGGUGGAAGUGAAGCACUAAUAAGUGAGCAAAACACAAUCGUCACAUAUUUCAAUGUCAUAGAAUAUCUAACCUGUCCCUGCAAGUGAUUUAGAAGCUGUUUUUUUGUUUGUUUUGUUUUUGGUGGCGGUUGGGAUUCCAGUGGCAUCCCAUCAUAAGACAUAAGCUAUAUUUUAUUGAAAAUGUACUGUAUAUGUGUAAUGUGACUUUCUUUGUAAUACUUUAGUGGCCUUUCUUUUUAGACAAUAAACUGUGUUCCUUGUAAUAUCAGUGCGAUACAUAACCCAUCAAAUGUUCUCACAUUCAAGCUUAUGAUCCAAGGAGUGUUUGUGGGCUUGCACCAGAUGUAUCUCUUAAUCAUUAAAAUAUUUGUAUCUUUA